Messenger RNA from Plectropomus leopardus (leopard coralgrouper), 1390 nucleotides. RefSeq names its product SIX homeobox 3a (gene six3a). Gene Ontology annotation, cellular component: transcription regulator complex; nucleus. Gene Ontology annotation, biological process: regulation of transcription by RNA polymerase II; eye development; brain development. NCBI's taxonomy places the organism in Eukaryota, Metazoa, Chordata, Actinopteri, Perciformes, Serranidae. Gene Ontology annotation, molecular function: RNA polymerase II cis-regulatory region sequence-specific DNA binding; DNA-binding transcription factor activity, RNA polymerase II-specific. The record is from RefSeq and is a predicted model, not a curated record.
GAUAUUAUGAGGCUGGUGUCAUUAGGCGAUAGCCAUUGAAUCAUUCAAUCUUUUUUACUUGCCGUAUUUUUUCGGUUUUUCCUUUUUCUCGAUAAUUUUCUUUCUCUCUCAGGUCAUUUCCAUGGUUUUCAGAUCCCCUUUAGAGCUUUAUCCCUCCCAUUUCUUCCUACCAAACUUCGCUGAUCGCCCUGUGCUCCUGGCGAACAGCGCUCCCACCACCAGGUCUCCAGAAGACUUGUCCAUGUUUCAGCUACCGACCCUCAACUUCUCCCCGGAGCAGGUGGCGAGCGUCUGCGAGACGCUGGAAGAGACCGGAGACAUCGAGCGGCUGGGCCGCUUCCUCUGGUCCCUGCCUGUGGCUCCGGGAGCAUGCGAGGCGAUCAACAAGCACGAGUCCAUCCUGCGCGCCCGGGCGGUGGUGGCUUUCCACACGGGGAAUUUCAGAGACCUCUACCACAUCCUGGAGAACCACAAGUUCACCAAGGACUCGCACGGCAAACUGCAGGCCAUGUGGCUGGAAGCACACUACCAGGAGGCCGAGAAGCUCCGCGGUCGUCCCCUCGGACCGGUCGAUAAGUACCGGGUGCGGAAGAAGUUUCCGCUGCCUCGGACCAUCUGGGACGGCGAGCAGAAGACGCACUGUUUCAAAGAGCGGACACGGAGCCUGCUGAGGGAGUGGUACCUUCAGGACCCAUAUCCAAACCCCAGCAAGAAAAGGGAACUGGCUCAAGCCACUGGACUCACUCCUACACAGGUCGGAAACUGGUUUAAAAAUCGGAGGCAACGAGACAGAGCCGCGGCGGCCAAAAACAGGCUCCAGCACCAAGCAAUAGGACCGAGCGGUAUGAGGUCCCUGUCAGAGGCCGGCCUCACCCCUCACAGCUCGGCGGAGUCGCCUUCAACCGCGGCCAGUCCGACCACCAGCGUUUCCAGUAUGACAGAGAGAGUUGAUACUGGGACGUCCAUCCUGUCCGUCACAUCCAGCGACUCGGAGUGCGAUGUAUGAUACGGAGAGGAGAAAAAAAGAAACACACAAAAACAAACAAAAAGAGAAAUAUUUACAGGGAAAAUGGACCUGAGAGGAAGAAAAAAAGACUUAUGAAAUAUCGCGGAUGAAAAAAGGACCGAUUGAUAUAAAUAUUAAAAUAAAAAGAGAUAAAAGCACGUCGUUUUUUUUUUUAUUAUUAAAAGCGCUUUCAAAGGACCCACGCCUCCCCCUCCUCUUCAUACCCCCACACCACCACCACUACAACUAGACUACUUGCAUGUCUCUCUUUUUUUAAAUUUUGUAAUCAGGGAGAAUAACCUGAAUGCAAGAUUUUCCAUCAGGAACAUCGAUCAGAGGGAAUAAAAACAGAUCGUCUUGGUGUCUUCGUCGCUUUUGUUUUUU